Molecule: messenger RNA, 1527 nt
Organism: Endocarpon pusillum Z07020
Lineage: Eukaryota; Fungi; Ascomycota; Eurotiomycetes; Verrucariales; Verrucariaceae
Exons: 4
Coding region: 1-1527 (508 amino acids)
Biological process (GO): sphingosine biosynthetic process; ceramide biosynthetic process
Cellular component (GO): endoplasmic reticulum
Molecular function (GO): serine C-palmitoyltransferase activity; pyridoxal phosphate binding
Source: RefSeq, a predicted model, not a curated record
AUGGAUUUCCAGGAAGCCCAAACCCAUCUGUUGAUCAUCCUCGGACGAUUGUCGCAAGAAUUUCAUAAGCUACCUGGCUCUGCCAUCCUACUCCGCUACAUCAGGUCCAGUUACCAGAACGAUCCUAUCCGGUCUGCGGUCGAGCUUUUCCUCGUCCUUUUCGCUGUCAGAUAUCUACUUGCGCCGAAAUACUCAACCAAGCCGAAUUAUGUCACGCUGUCAGAGGAGGAGGUCGACGAGUUAGUCGAGGAUUGGACGCCCGAACCGCUCGUGGCGAGGGUGACACCGUUUGAAGAGGCAGAAAUUGAAAAGAGACCUGUCAUUGUAGGUCCCACAGGCCCACGUUCGAAGCUCUCCAAUGGCCGGACCGUCACGAACCUUGCCUCCUACAAUUUCUACAACUUCGUCUCCAACGAGCUCCUUAAAGAACGCGCAAUACAGACCCUGCGGACCUAUGGGGUUGGGCCAUGUGGACCCCCGGGUUUCUAUGGCACUCAAGACGUCCACAUGAAGAUUGAAGCUGAUAUUGCUGCUUUCUUGGGCACCACAGCCUGCAUCAUCUAUGCGCAGGCGUUCAGUACGAUUAGCAGUGUCAUUCCAGCGUUCAGCAAAAGAGGGGAUAUCAUUGUUGCAGAUAGAGCUGUCAAUUAUUCCAUACGGAAAGGCCUGCAGAUCAGUAGGUCUACGGUGAGAUGGUACGAGCACAACGAUACAGAAGAUCUGCAGAGGGUGCUAGCGAAGGUCACCAAGGAACAAAGCAAGAAGCCCCUGACCAGGAGAUUCAUUGUCACCGAAGGCCUGUUUGAGAACGUGGGUGAUCUGGUAGAUCUGCCCAAGAUCAUAGAGUUGAAGCACAAGUACAAGUUUCGGUUGAUCCUGGAUGAGACAUGGAGUUUUGGUGUGCUGGGGAGAACAGGACGAGGUGUGACUGAACACCAACAUGUUGAUGCGGCGGAGGUGGACAUGAUCGUGGGUUCGAUGGCCGGUCCACUGUGUGCUGCGGGUGGCUUUUGUGCCGGCUCGGAUGAGAUUGUUGAGCAUCAACGAUUAUCUGCUGCUUCCUACACGUUUUCUGCAGCGCUGCCGGCCAUGAGUGCGACGACCGCGAGUGAGACACUGCUGAUCCUACAAACUCAACCCGAGAUUCUGAACGGGUUAAGGGAAAACAUCAAAGCGAUGUGGACUCAGUUGGACCCAAGGAGUGACUGGAUGAGAUGCAUCAGCGCAGUAGAGAAUCCAGUCAUGUUGAUGGUUCUUAAGCAGGAAGUGGUCAACCUGAGAAGGCUUGGCAACGAUGAGCAACAGCAUAUCCUCCAAGAUAUUGUGGACGAGUCUCUCGCCCAGGGUGUCCUUAUCACCCGCCACAAAACCAUUCCCCCAAAUCCCUCCGGCACCAAGAAUGAAGUUUUCACGCCACAACCAGCGCUCAAGAUCUGUCUGUCCACAGGCUUUUCGAAGAAAGAGGUCGAGAAAGCAGGCAUCAUCAUCAGGCAUGCUAUCACCAAGGUGAUGACGAGGAAGCGGUAA